This is a messenger RNA of Eublepharis macularius, 2788 nucleotides long. RefSeq names its product basic, immunoglobulin-like variable motif containing (gene BIVM). The record is from RefSeq and is a predicted model, not a curated record. Gene Ontology annotation, cellular component: nucleus. Gene Ontology annotation, molecular function: single-stranded DNA binding; DNA endonuclease activity. The transcript is spliced from 10 exons. Gene Ontology annotation, biological process: nucleotide-excision repair. Bases 206 to 1720 code for a protein of 504 amino acids. NCBI's taxonomy places the organism in Eukaryota, Metazoa, Chordata, Lepidosauria, Squamata, Eublepharidae.
UCUCCGCCGCUUCCUUUGGGCAGCGGCGCGGGCGGCGGAUUCCCUCCACCUCAGCCAGCUGUUUCCAGUCAUGGCCGCCGCUGAGCAGGAACUUCAAAAUCAUCCUGUGAAUUUGGAGACAGCGAUAUAGACAACAUCUGGGACCAAAGGAGUAGUGGCCCACUGCCUUAUUACUGUCAAGAAAAAAGCUUUAUAGACUCGUUCAAUGCCUAACAUUGCAGACUCUCACUUAGAGAGUCAUGGUUCUGGAGAAAAUGAGCAUGGAUCUGGAAAAAAAACUUCAGAAAUUAAUCAUCAUGGUACCAUAAAACCAUUUUGUGCUUCAGGUACCUCUGUUGCUUCUUUGAGAUCCAGCGGAGACAGGCAUUAUCCGUGGGGAUGUCCCGUGACUCACACCAGAGAGAAGUUUUACACUAUCUGUUCAGACUAUGCUUUUUUAAACCAGGUGACAUCUAUUCGCAAAAGCCCAAGUGCUACAGUUGGUGCCUGCUUACAAGACAAUGCUGCCUUAAACGUUGGAAUUAAUUCUUCUGGUUUUAUUGGCAUUCGAACCGAUGCAUCGGACAUAGUUUAUAAUGAAGAUGCUAACCUGGAAAGUUUGUCCAGUAGUCUUGGGAAACUUCCACUGGCAUGGGAAAUUGAUAAAUCUGAAUUCAAUGAGACAGCCCCAGAUUUGAAGAACAGAGCAGGUAACAUGAAGAAGCAAGGAACAAAGAAAUUGUCUGUAGAAAAGAAGAGUAAACAAUACAGAGAUUGCCCGCAGCACUAUGCCCUUGAAGAAAUAAAACAACGAAAAGUGUUAGAUCUUCGAAGAUGGUACUGUAUAAGUCGGCCACAAUAUAAGACAUCCUGUGGCAUUUCUUCUCUGGUAUCUUGCUGGAAUUUCCUGUAUAGCACAAUAGGAGUAGGAAACUUACCACCCAUAACUCAAGAAGAAGCUUUACAUAUAUUGGGUUUUCAACCCCCUUUUGAAGAAAUUAGAUUUGGUCCAUUUACUGGCAAUACUACUUUAAUGAGGUGGUUUAGACAAAUUAAUGAUCAUUUCCAUGUAAAAGGAUGUUCAUAUUUUCUGUAUAAACCUCAUGGUAAGAAUAAGACAGCGGGAGAGACUGCUUUUGGAGCAUUGUCAAAGUUAACACAAGGAUUGCAAGAUGAAUCAAUGGCCUACAUCUAUCAUUGUCAAAAUCAUUAUUUUUGCCCAAUUGGAUAUGAAGCAACCCCAGUAAAACCUGCAAAGGCAUACAAAGGGCCUCUCUUACAGCAAGAAGUUGAACAUUGGAUACUGAUUGGUGAACCAAGCAGAAAACACCCCACCAUUCACUGCAAAAAGUGGGCAGAUAUUGUAACUGACUUAAAUACUCAAAAUCCAGAAUACCUAGACAUUCGACACCUAGAAAGGGGUCUUCAGUAUCGAAAGACAAAGAAGGCAGGGGGAAACCUUCAUUGCAUCAUUGGUCUUCAGAAGCUCCACUGGCAAAGGUUUGGUCCCUGGAAUUACCCAUUUGGAAAUAGUAGGUCAGAAUUGCAUGUACAGUCCCAGCCGCAGGGUAUAGCCAAAUCUGAAAGUGAAGACAACAUCUCAAAGAAGCCGCAUGGGCGUCUGGGCAGAUCUUUCAGUGCUGGCUUCCACCAAGAGUCUGUCUGGAAGAAGUUGUCUCAUCUUCAUGAAAGACGGAGCAGUGGCUUUCAGAGUUACACAGACUAUGAUGGGAAUGACUAAAUGGAGUUACUUGUGCAAUUGCUGUACCGUGAAAUAUAUCUUUAUGAUGUGGCGAGGUUUGUUAUGCACAGAGGAUGAAUAGAGAGGAACUUGCAGUACAGGAUACAAUCUCAGCAACAUUUGUUGCAUAAAAAAACCUGUGGAUAGUUGUGUGUGGGAUAAUGAGAAGUGUUUUAUUUUAGCGCAAAGAUAAGCACAGAAUAUUGUACACUUACAAUCCAGUAUAAUCAGCCAUUGAUCUAUGUUCAGACAGUGAAUACAGAACAAAUCUAGAUCAAAGACAAUGGGGGUUAUUAUUAGACAAAAUAUGUAAUAUUAAAGCAUGAGAUUUGUUACUUUUCAAAAUUAUUUAUUGCCCAUAUAGUGACCAAUGGCAGUAAAUGUAUAGAGUACAUCUAGUUUUUAAACAGUUUUCAGUAAUGCAAUAAGGACAUCAUGGUCCACUUCUGAAUUUACAAAACCAAAUGUUUGUCAAACUUCUGACAUUAUUUGGUGGUCUCCAGUUGAUGUCUAAUGUAACAUAGUUCUGUAUGACUAAAGUUUGUUUGCAUUGACUGGAGGGUGCCUUUCUUAGCAGUUGUAGGUUAUAAGCCCAGGGACUGUAAGGGCACCUGCUUGUUCCUUUUUGAGAUUAGGCAGAAAACACUUUUCACUGCCAGGUGUAUACUGGUCGAGUACCUUUUUGUGUGAGUAAAUUGAAUUAACUUCACAUUUGGUGAGCUGCUUUGAAACAAACCUUCCCACCAUUGUAUUGUUUGGACUACCAAAUGAACGGCCCAAAUUGCAGACUUCUGUUUUACCCCCCCCCCCCCUCACACAUAUAUUCACAUUUUCUAGAUACUUUUCACUUUGUUAAUUGUUCUGUUGUUUAAGAAAGGGGAUACUUCAAGUGCCGAAACACAUUGACAGCCCCAGUGAUAUACCUCUUUGGCCAGCACACUGUUUGUAUCUUUUCAAAUGAUCAUGUUAAAUAGCUUUAUUUAGAAGUAUAUUUUACUCUCAUAAAAAAUAAUGAAAAUAUCAGUGGGAUCAAAUGUCAUCUUGUUUACAACAUAAUAUGUUUAUAGG